This is a messenger RNA of Beta vulgaris subsp. vulgaris (sugar beet), 1441 nucleotides long. RefSeq lists its product as hypothetical. Lineage: Eukaryota; Viridiplantae; Streptophyta; Magnoliopsida; Caryophyllales; Amaranthaceae. The record is from RefSeq and is a predicted model, not a curated record. The transcript is spliced from 4 exons. Bases 105 to 1250 code for a protein of 381 amino acids. Gene Ontology annotation, cellular component: plasma membrane.
CCUCACAAAACCCUCCAUCAACUCAGCAACAACCAAACUUCCAAAAUUCCAAAUUCUCUUUCCUUUGACCUAACUUUGACUUUUAUUACUUCAAACAUUUCCUCAUGGGUGAAACUAAAAACUCCCUUUCAGAACAACCUUCAUCCGCCAUUGAUGCAACAGAGGAGCUUCUAAUAAAAAUCCCAGCAACCGUUGUCCACUUAAUCGACAACCAACAAAGCAUCGAGCUUGCUUUCGGCAACCUCGAACUCAUCCUACUCCGUCAAAACGCAACCUCAGUUGCCGUUUUAGCAAGAAUUGGAGACCAACUCCAAUGGCCGCUUACAAAGGACGAAUCUGCCCUCAAACUAGACGACUCUCACUACUUCUUCACCAUCUCAUCCAACGGCGACGUUUUGAACUACGGCUUAACCGUACCUUCUAAAGGACAAGAUGAUCUUCUUAAGAAGUUCGACUCAAUACUCGAUAAGUAUAUCGAGUUUAAAGAAGAGAGGGUAGAAGUUGAGGUAGAAGGUGAAGCGAGUGAUGGGUGGGUGGUUGCGAGGGAAGUGGGGCCGGAUGAGGUGGAGAGAGAUGGGGUUAAGAGAGAGAAAAUGAAGGAGAGUGCUUCGGCGUAUUGGACGACGUUGGCUCCUAAUGUGGAGGAGUAUAGUAAUUGUGUUGCGAGGAUGAUUGCGGCUGGUUCGGGGAUGUUGGUGAAGGGGAUAUUGUGGUGUGGGGAUGUUACUGUGGAGAGGUUGAAAUGGGGGAAUGAGUUUUUGAAGAGAAGGUUAGGGAAAAGAGAGAAUGCUCAAGUUAGUCCUGAAUGCUUAAGGAGGAUUAGAAGGGUGAAGAGCAUAACAAAGAGAUCAGAGGAUGUUGCAACUGCAACUCUAACAGGGGUUGUAAAAUUCUCUGAGACUGUCACAGGCUCCGUUGUCAACUCAAGAGUAGGGAAAAUAUUCUUCAACAUGUUCCCUGGAGAAAUCAUCUUAGCCUCAUUCGACGGUUUCCAAAAAAUUUGUGAUGCUGUUGAAGUUGCUGGAAAGAAUGUUAUGUCAACUUCUUCACUUGUGACUACGGAUCUCGUUACAGAGAGGUAUGGAGAGGAAGCAGCUAAAGCGACGAAUGAAGGGUUGGAUGCGGCAGGACAUGCCAUAGGAACAGCUUGGACAGUGUUCAAAUUGAGGAAAGCUCUGAAUCCCAAGGCUGCUCUUAAACCCACAACUCUAGCCAAAGCUGCUGCUGGCAAGGUCAAAAAAGCUCUAUAAUGGAACAGACAUCUUUUGUGUUCAGGUCUUAGGACGUAGGAAUAGGAGUGUAAGUACGUGCGAAAAGUUUUAAUUUACAACAAUGUUUCAUUGAGAUUGUUUUUUGUUCUUUUUAUAGCUUCUAAGUAUAGCAGAAUUUGUUGAUGCUUGAACAUUUUGGUGAUCUAUCGAUUUGGUGGGAUUUAUGUUCA